AUGAGACGACAGCCGGAGUUAAUCAUGACUUCGGUGACGAAAGCUCUUGCUCUGGCGUCUAGUACUACAACGCCGGAGAAUGCAUGGGUGCAAACUCCUGAUGUCAAGGAGGAAAAAGCCCCCGAGUACAGUGAAGUAUUGAUCGAAAAGAACACCCGCGUGGGCAGUUCCAACACUGUUGCUAAGCGUGCAAGGUACCGCACCAAAUAUGGGAGGAACUUCCUAGGUCUCGUGUUGUACUAUUACUCGGAGUGGCAAGAUCAGGCUACUACUUAUUCCACUUCUCGGGGUAGAUCACUCAUAGGAACAAUUAGCGGGAUAUUCGUGGUUGCUGACAAGUCACACACAGAAUAUCAACUUCGUCUGAAACUCCCAACCUGGCUAUUGGGUAAAGCAUGGGAAUUGCAUGUAUCCGCUGCAUGUUCGGGCUGGAAAAUCCAUCUGAAACAAUACGCUGUGGUACCCAAGUCAUCGCCUGUGUUUGAACGCGCAGUAUGUGGAAACAUCGACGGCCUUAAGAAACUCUUCUCUCAAGGGGUCGCUACGCCGUACACUAUGGAUGAAAAAGGUAACACAUUGAUUCAUCAUGCCGGACGAACAAGGCGGUUUUGA
Molecule: messenger RNA, 612 nt
Organism: Sordaria macrospora k-hell
Lineage: Eukaryota; Fungi; Ascomycota; Sordariomycetes; Sordariales; Sordariaceae
Source: RefSeq, a predicted model, not a curated record